AUGCCUUCAGACUCGACGACUACUGCGACUCCUCUCCGAAUUACGAUCGUUGGCGCUGGCCUGGGUGGUCUUACGGCUGCCGUGGCCUUGCGGCAGAUUGGCCACAUCGUUCAAGUAUUCGAGCGGUCGGAGAACAAGACCGAGGUCGGCGCGGCGCUAGGGAUCCAGCCCAACGCGAUGCGCGUAUUGAAGCACCUCGGCGUCCAGGUGGAAAAUUUCAAAGGCGUGUUUGUUACGGGGUGGUUGCUCAUGUGUCACCGCACCGACAUUUAUGACGAACUGAAACGCGUAGCGCUCGAUACCACAGGCGGGUUUCCGCAGGUGUCGAUGCGCUUCGGCUGCAAAGUGCUCUCUUGCUCCCCAGAGGAAGGCACCGUGGUACUUGAAUCGGGAGAGACCGUCCACGCGGACCUGGUCAUUGGAGCAGAUGGCAUCCAGUCGCUCAUCCGUACGAAUGUGCUCGGAUAUGUGCAGGAUGCCACACCCACCGGCAUCGCUUGUUGCCGUUCAGUGUUCAACGCGACUCCUACGGAUGGCAGCUUCUCGGGUCUGGAGUGGCUCAGCGAAGGAGACCCUGGCGUUCGCUCUGUGGCUUGGAGAGGCCUUCCUUUCCGAAUGAUUCUCUGUUAUCCGUGCAGAAACGGAGAGCUCGUCAAUUCGGCUCACUUCUAUACGGAAACAGAGGAAGAGAAGCAGGACGUCUCGCAACCAGCUUCGACUCCGACAAUGUCCCCAGCGCAGGUACGGGCCAAGUUUGCGGACUACCACCCCAAGUUCCACCGCCUGCUCGACCUGCCGAACCACGCGGGAAAGAUCUUCCGCUGGCGGCUCCGUGUGCUUCCUGCGAUCCCGACGUGGUGUAAAGGUCGCACUGCACUCCUCGGAGAUGCGGCGCAUGCCACGCUCCCUUUCUUGGCCCAGGGUGCGGCGAUGGCGAUCGAGGACGCGGGUGUGCUCGCGUGUAUGCUGCCGCUUGGCACCACGCGCGAGGAUGUCUCUGCACGCCUUGCAGUGUGGGAAGAUAUCCGCAAGCCGAGAGCAGAUUUUGUGAACAAGACGACCAUCGAGCAGAUGGAAUUUAUCAUCGCUGGGCAACAAGGGACUGCGCUGGGUGACACGCGGUCCAAGUUGGCAGAAUAUGAUGCAAUCGCAGCCGGUCGCCUGGCUUAUCAGGAAAAGUUCGAACGCGUUUGA
This is a messenger RNA of Mycena citricolor, 1194 nucleotides long. The record is from the annotation of a GenBank genome assembly. Lineage: Eukaryota; Fungi; Basidiomycota; Agaricomycetes; Agaricales; Mycenaceae.